This is a messenger RNA of Gastrolobium bilobum, 1365 nucleotides long. Its product is annotated as probable polygalacturonase At1g80170. Gene Ontology annotation, molecular function: polygalacturonase activity. The record is from RefSeq and is a predicted model, not a curated record. Gene Ontology annotation, biological process: carbohydrate metabolic process. The transcript has 9 exons. Bases 1 to 1365 code for a protein of 454 amino acids. NCBI's taxonomy places the organism in Eukaryota, Viridiplantae, Streptophyta, Magnoliopsida, Fabales, Fabaceae.
AUGGACAAAUUCUUCUUGGUUUCCUUACUCGGUUUGCUGAUAGCAGCUUGUGGAGUUGCAGGAAGCCUGAUGUGUGACAAGAUUGGCAUGCUUGAAGAACUUGAAAGCCUGGACAUAGAAGAAGAAACUGAGGUAGAACUUUCUGACAUCCCUUCAUGGAGAAGCGAGCGCGGUGGAAAAGUUCUUGUGAAUGUUGAUAGCUUUGGUGCUGCUGGAAAUGGAGAAUAUGAUGAUACUGUGGCAUUUCAAAAAGCAUGGGACGUUGCUUGCUCUACACCACGAUCUGUUCUCUUAGUUCCCCAAGGACGCCGUUACCUAGUUAAUGCAACAAAAUUCAUAGGGCCUUGUGCUGACAAGCUAAUCAUCCAGAUUGAUGGAACAUUGGUUGCACCGAAUGAGCCUAAGAACUGGGAUCCAAAACUUCAACGGGUAUGGCUUGAUUUUUCCAAAUUGAACAAAGCUGUUUUCCAAGGUUCUGGAGUAAUAGAUGGCUCAGGAAGCAAAUGGUGGGCUGCAUCAUGUAAAAAGAACAAGUCAAAUCCUUGCAGAGGUGCCCCAACAGCAUUAACCAUUGAUUCAAGCUCAGCUAUAAAGGUGAAAGGACUAACUAUCCAGAAUAGCCAACAGAUUCAUUUUACCAUAUCACGAUCGGAUUCUGUUCGAAUUUACGGCAUAAAAGUGUCAGCACCUGGAGACAGCCCAAACACUGACGGAAUUCAUAUUAGUGAAUCAACAAAUGUUGCAGUUCAAGACUGCAAAAUUGGCACAGGGGAUGAUUGCAUAUCAAUUGUCAAUGCUAGCUCUAAUAUCAAAAUGAAGAGAAUUUAUUGUGGACCAGGACAUGGAAUCAGCAUUGGAAGCCUUGGGAAAGACAACUCAACUGGCGUAGUCACGAAAGUGAUUUUGGAUACAGCAAUUCUUAGGGAGACUACCAAUGGUGUCAGGAUUAAGACUUGGCAGGGAGGUUCUGGAUAUGUUCGUGGGGUACGCUUUCAGAAUGUGAGGGUCGAAAACGUUUCAAAUCCCAUUAUUAUUGAUCAAUUUUACUGUGAUUCGCCAACUACUUGUCAAAACCAGUCUUCAGCUGUGGAGAUAAGCGAGAUCAUGUACCAGAACAUCAGUGGGACUACCAUGAGUGCAAAGGCCAUUAAAUUUGAUUGCAGUGACAGCGUUCCAUGCAGCAACUUAGUCCUUAGCAAUGUGGACUUAGAGAAACAUGAUGGCACGGUAGAAACAUACUGUCACUCAGCCCAAGGCUUUGGUUAUGGGGUGGUGCAUCCUUCUGCUGAUUGCCUUAAUUCCAAUGAUAAAGUUUCUCAAGUUGCAGAAUCAUUUGCUGAGGAUAUUCUUCACACUGAACUAUAA